Messenger RNA from Brachypodium distachyon (stiff brome), 3404 nucleotides. Its product is annotated as dual specificity protein kinase splA. The record is from RefSeq and is a predicted model, not a curated record. The coding region runs from base 611 to 2872 and encodes 753 amino acids. Gene Ontology annotation, biological process: regulation of DNA-templated transcription; protein phosphorylation. The transcript is spliced from 13 exons. NCBI's taxonomy places the organism in Eukaryota, Viridiplantae, Streptophyta, Magnoliopsida, Poales, Poaceae. Gene Ontology annotation, molecular function: protein kinase activity; ATP binding.
AGAGUAGCGUCAUCAACAAAAUUACCAGCAACAAGAACACUAAUCAUCCUGAUAUAAUACUAUAAUGCAGAAAUCUGGAGAACCAGAAACAGAACCAGGGCCCGAAUUGUUUAUCAUAGUCCGUCCGGAUUGCCGUUAAUGGCCACAGAAGCUUUGCUUUUCCCGAGGCGAUGACGUGGGAAGGGCUCUACUCUUUCUUGCAAGUUGCAACGCCGCGUCGCAGAUGGAGACGGAAGGCGGCGCGCUGGCUGGCGUCGGCGCCCCUCCGGAGACCAUCGUCAUCAUCCAUCCAUGAGCCGAGGAAAUAAAUUAUAAGAAGAGGGUAGAUAGAUUCCAUCCUCGUUUGCUCCAGCUCUGAGCAAAUAGAAGAGACAAUGGUAGCGUAGGCAGGCACCAACCUGGAACCACCUCGGGAGAGAUCAAGAAGCCCCUGGAAGGAAGACGGAAGCUUUUGGCCUUUCUCUUCGGUUUCAGAGCAUUAUUUGUCCGUUGCCGACCGGACAAGGAGGAGGAGUGGGGAUCGUGGGGAGCUUCUUCUCCGAUAAAAAGCGCCAUUUUGGCAGGAAUCUGGUGAGGAAGCGGCGGGGCUGGUGCCAUUUGUUCGGCGGCCAUGGAGGCGGAAGAGCUGCUGAAGAAGAUACGGGUGCUGGAGGAGGGCCAGGCGGAGCUCAAGAGGGAGAUUGGGAAGCUCAUCCCGGAGCGGCGCGGCGGCGGCGGUGGUGCUGGGCAGUCCUCCGCCGCUGCCGCGGCGGCGUCCCCUUCCACGCGCCGCCCCUUCCAACAGCAACAGCAGCAGCAGCAGCAGCAGGCCCCGUCGCCGCGGCUGCGCGCGCUCGCCUUGCUCCCGCAUGCGGCGGCGUCGGCGCGGCACCACCACCACCGCGCCGGGCUGUCAGACAGGCACUGCCACAGGAUACUGCAGUCGCUGGGGCAGGCCGUGCACGUCAUCUCCCUCGAAGGGAAGGUCCUCUACUGGAACCGGUUUGCCGAGCAUCUGUAUGGCUAUUCUGCAUCAGAAGCAAUUGGCCAGGAUCUCCUUGAAUUAAUAUGUGAUCCUGAUGACUUUGGUCCAGCAAACGACAUUAUCAGGAGUAUAUUUAUGGGGAAGUGUUGGAGAGGGAAAUUUCCUGUUAACCACAAGUCAGGAGAGCGGUUUUCUGUUGUUGCCAAUAACACUCCUUUAUAUGAUGAAGAUGGUAGCUUGGUGGGCCUCACCUGUCUGUCAGGUGAUGCACGGAUAUUGGAGGAAAUGGUUUGUUCUUCGGCCUCAGCGAAAUUCUAUCUGAAUUCAGCGAAGCCCCAUUUACAAGUUAUCAGCAGGCCUAAAAGUGGCUUGCCAAACAAAGGUUCUUCUGACUCCCAGCAACCUCUCCAAUCUGCCAUCACUUCCAAGAUAACAACUUUGUGUAUUCUUUUCUUGAUUUUUAGAAUCACAACACAGGCUACCAAGGUUACAAGUAGAGUUCGUUCUCGGAUCAAGACAGGCCAGAACUGUGAUGAACAAUAUGAUAGCGGCUGCGAGGGACAGUAUUCUGGACAUUAUGCCAGGGAGGAGCUGACAUCAAGUGAAGCAAGCACCCCAGGUGCCUUUGUUGCUGAAGAGAAUUUCCCUGGGAAGUCGAAAACAAUAAAUAGCGAUGAUUCAGGAGAGGGAAAAGGAGGGCUUCACAAGCUUUUUAGUUCAAAGGCAGAGGCAUUAUUCAGCAAGAAGGGAAUAUCAUGGCCUUGGAAAGGAAAUGAAAAUGAUGGGGGUUACAGAAAUAAUAAUGUGACCUCACCAAAAUUGCAUGCUAAGCAAGAGAAUGUCCAGAGUCGUCAGGGAGUUCCAAUUCCAGAGCCUAUCGUAAUUCCAGACUGCCAAGACACUGAAUAUGUCCGAGCAGGCAAACAUGAGGUCUCGGGUUCCUGGUGGACUUUCAAUAAUAACAGCACAAGUAGUACUAUGAGCAGCACUGUAAGUAGUACCAGCAGUCCUAUCGAGCGAGCAGAUUAUGAAGCAGACUGCCUAGAUUAUGAUAUCUUGUGGGAAGACCUAGCUCUUGGAGAACAAGUAGGUCAUGGUUCUUGUGGAACAGUAUAUCAUGCUUUGUGGUAUGGCUCGGAUGUGGCAGUCAAAGUAUUCUCCAAGCAGGAUUACUCAGAAGAAAUGAUACAGACCUUUAGACAAGAGGUGUCACUGAUGAAAAAAUUACGCCACCCCAAUAUAAUACUCUUCAUGGGUGCUGUUGCGUCUCAGCAACGACUUUGUAUUGUUACAGAAUAUCUUCCACGAGGGAGCUUAUUUUCCUUGCUUCGAAGGACCACUGGCAAGCUGGAUCCAAGACGGCGAAUUCACAUGGCUAUAGACAUUGCAAGGGGCAUGAAUUAUCUUCACAAUUGCAGCCCAACUAUUGUUCAUCGUGAUCUAAAAUCAUCAAACCUGUUGGUUGAUAAGAACUGGAAUGUAAAGGUUGCGGACUUUGGUCUUUCACGCCUAAAAGUCGAAACAUUUCUGUCAACAAAAACUGGGAAAGGAACACCACAGUGGAUGGCCCCAGAGGUGUUACGUAAUGAACCUUCAAAUGAAAAGUCUGACGUGUACAGCUUCGGAGUGGUCCUGUGGGAGCUCGUUACUGAGAAGAUACCUUGGGAUAAUCUCAAUAUAAUGCAGGUUAUUGGAGCGGUGGGAUUCAUGGACCAGAGACUGGAAAUUCCCAGCGGCAUGGAUCCUCAAUGGGCUUCGAUGAUCGAGAGUUGUUGGGACAGUGAUCCACAACGCCGCCCUUCGUUCCAAGAACUCCUGGAGAGGCUCCGGGGGAUGCAAAAGCAGUACGCCCUGCAGCGGAAAAUGGCUGGAAAAGGCGCUGAGAAGGUGAUCGAUGAAGAUUGCUAGCUAGCUCCAGGCCCCAAUUGGGAUGGACAUUGUAGUCGCCAUUGCGAGCACAGAUAGCCAGGGUCCAAGUCUUGGAUUUUCGAUGUGUCCUCCAUGGUUACCUCCGGGAGGAACUAUAGCCAGAGGAGUGCCGUGGUGAUUCAUCCUCGGUUUCUCGAAUCGCAAACCUGAAGCUUGGAAAUGCAGUUUGUCUUCAGACAAGAAGACUGGAGGACAGUCGAGGCGUUAGUUGAUCAGUUGGUCUCUGACUAGUGGCAGAUUGUGUUGUAUAUGGAAAGUUGCAUACAUUUAAAGUUAGCUAGGGAAACUAAAUUGCAAGAUUACAGAAUACACCAGAUUGAAAAUCAAAUCAAAGGCUCCCGGAAUCAUUUUGGGCAGGCAAUUCCUCUGUAAAUGUGAUCCAUCCAAGGCUAUCGACACAAAAGCACUCUAUACACAGGUGCCAGCAAACUUUGGAGAUUAAAUCAAGUACAGAAAGAAAGGUUCAGCACAAUUGUUUUGGCACUCGAACUCAUGAAUUUGAGAUUUGAUA